GGGCUGCUGCAUUGCCUUCACCCAGCGGCUCCCGCCCGCACGCAGCCAGAGCGAGUGGAGCCUCCGCCAGCUCCGGCGGGCCGCGGGCUCUGGAGUGCAGCGCAGCUCAGCUCAGCGCAGCACCUUCGGUCCGCGGAGCGGACUGAGCUAGAAGCGGAGCGCUGUCGCCGGAGGCGGGCAAUGAGGAGGGCAGGUGCUGCCUGCAGCGCCAUGGACCGGCUGCGCCUGCUGCUGCUGCUUCUAGGGGUGUCCUUUGGAGGUGCCAAGGAGACAUGUUCCACGGGCCUGUACACCCACAGCGGAGAGUGCUGCAAAGCCUGCAACCUGGGUGAAGGUGUCACCCAGCCCUGCGGAGCCAACCAGACCGUGUGUGAACCCUGCCUGGACAGUGUUACGUUCUCUGAUGUGGUGAGCGCCACCGAGCCGUGCAAGCCUUGCACGGAGUGUCUGGGCCUGCAGAGCAUGUCCGCUCCCUGUGUGGAGGCAGACGAUGCAGUGUGUCGAUGCUCCUAUGGCUACUACCAGGACGAGGAGACUGGCCGCUGCGAGGCUUGCAGCGUGUGCGGGGUGGGCUCAGGACUCGUGUUCUCCUGCCAGGACAAACAGAACACAGUGUGUGAAGAGUGCCCAGAGGGCACAUACUCAGACGAAGCCAACCACGUGGACCCGUGCCUACCCUGCACGGUGUGCGAGGACACGGAGCGCCAGUUACGCGAAUGCACGCCCUGGGCUGACGCCGAAUGCGAGGAGAUCCCUGGCCGAUGGAUCACAAGGUCUACACCCCCGGAGGGCUCCGACAUCACAGCGCCCAGUACCCAGGAGCCUGAGGCACCUCCUGAGCAAGACCUUGUAGCCAGUACAGUGGCAGAUAUGGUGACCACUGUGAUGGGCAGCUCCCAGCCUGUAGUGACCCGAGGCACCACUGACAACCUCAUUCCUGUCUAUUGUUCGAUCUUGGCUGCUGUGGUUGUGGGCCUUGUGGCCUAUAUUGCUUUCAAGAGGUGGAACAGCUGCAAACAAAAUAAACAAGGAGCCAACAGCCGCCCAGUGAACCAGACACCCCCACCAGAGGGAGAGAAACUGCACAGCGACAGUGGCAUCUCUGUGGACAGCCAGAGCCUGCACGACCAGCAGACCCAUACACAGACUGCCUCAGGCCAAGCCCUUAAGGGUGACGGCAACCUCUACAGUAGCCUGCCCCCGACCAAGCGCGAGGAGGUAGAGAAGCUGCUCAAUGGUGAUACCUGGAGACAUCUGGCAGGCGAGCUGGGCUACCAGCCUGAGCAUAUAGACUCCUUUACCCAUGAGGCCUGCCCAGUCCGAGCCCUGCUGGCCAGCUGGGGUGCCCAGGACAGCGCAACGCUUGAUGCCCUUUUAGCCGCCCUGCGACGCAUCCAGAGAGCUGACAUUGUGGAGAGCCUGUGCAGCGAGUCCACGGCCACGUCCCCGGUGUGAGCUCACAGACCGGGAGCCCCUGUCCUGUCCCACAUUCCGAUGACUGAUGUUCUAGCCGGCCCCCACAGAGCUGCCCUCCUCUCCCUUGGGGUGGCCCAACAGUCAGAACAGAACAUCUCUGUGCAGGGCCUCUGUGCCCCACUCCCCAAAACCACAGCCCAGCUGCUGCUCCUGAGGGGACCCUUGCUUCUGACCACACUCCCUCUCCAGCGAGAGAUAGGACCACCCCAAACCUGUCUUGCCCCAUGACCAUCUCAGGCCUUUCCUUUCUUUCUACUCAUUAGCUGUGUCAGAUCUGGGGGUUUGACACUAGAGAAGGUAACAGGGGCACCCCUAAGACUCAGGAGGUACUAAAGAACCAGAGCUAUGGACUCCACACUGUGAACCAGAGAACAGGGGGACAUGGUGGUAGGCUAGACCUUCCUCAGCCCCUCCCUUCUCCCCUCUGGCCAAAAAUGUAGAGGAUUACAGGCCUAUCUGAGCUGAAAGCAGGUUUGAAACCCAGUCUGUGCUCCCCUCUCACACACAGGAUGGUAAAGCCCAGAGAGAGGCAGGGACUGACCUAGGCCACCCAACAACAGGGAGAUCAAAUGUAAGGCUGACACACUCCUUUCUGAAUGAGGGUGUCAAGUGUGCUUGUUGGUAGGGAUGGAGUGACUUUCAGGGAAAUAUCUGGAAGCCAUGUCUGCCCCGCCCUCAAGUAUUUCCAGGCCCCUACCCAACCCUUGUGCAGAUGAACUGUCUGUUUAAGACCUGGUCCACUGGCCUAUCUGAUGGAGUCGGGUUAAGGGCUUGGAGAGUGGGGUGCUGCCUUGCUCUGUCUUCGUCAGGUUUAUCUACAGGGUGUUUGUGGAAGGAGGAAUCUAUAGCGCCCUUAUUCUUGGCAUGAGCCUGAAGCCAACAAUGGCCCUUGGAGUCAGCCCUAGGGGUCAGGGAGCAAGGCUCUCAACCCCACAAUCUAACACACACACACACACACACACACACACACAAGGAUAUCAUGCUCUCUCCCCCAUGGCUCCUUUGGGCUGAGACUAGAUCCUGCUGGAAGUCACUGGCUGCCAGAGAAAGAUCGCAGGGGACUGAGCGGAGCUUCAUGGAACUGUCUUCCUCGCCCCCCCCCCCCCCCCCCCCCCCCCCCCCCCCCCGCUCUGGCAGGCCAAGAACUGCUGCAUCUGAGCUGAUGUCCGUCUUCCAAUGGCCUGCGCGUGGAGGAAUGCUCUCACUCCUCGCGUUCUUGAAGCCCAACUUUGGCUGCACCCAGAAGAGUACAGUGAAGAAAAGCAGACUGGUGUGAGAACACAAGAAAAAGCAGAUGCUGGCCCGCAGUUUGCCGCAGCUUUCUCCUCAGUUUCAAGGCCCCUGCAAAGGACUGAUUUCCGGAGCACGGCCAGGAAGGGGCACAAGGGCUCAGUGGCUUGUUCUGUUUUGCUUGCUGUUGGAAUGAGUGAGCUCCCCCUCUAUUUAGCAUGAAGGAGCCCCAGGCAGGGUAUGCACAGACUGACCACCAUCCUCCCCCACCCAGGGUCCACCCAACCCUCUAAAGAGACCAGGAGCAUUGUACGCGGGUGGUAUUUUUAUGGACCUCAAGAAGUAGAGGGACCCCACCUGCUGGCCCUCCCGGACCCCUGGGAAGUGGGACAUUCUUUGUGUAUUUAUUUUCCUCCGCAGAAGCUGGGAGGGGAGAGCUGCAGUUCCAGUUUAGCAUGUGUUGGUUCUGGGGUCUCUCCAGCCUUAUUUUGGGCCAAGAUGGAACCUCUGGCCCUCCAGCUGAUGACUGGGAGCUCCAGACCCCUUCAUGCUCCCUGACACCUUCCCCUUGCAUCCUGUGUAAUCAUUUCUUGGGCCCUCCCAAAACCUACACAUAAAACAUAUGUGAUGACCAUUAAAUAGCAAAAAAAGAAAAACAA
Molecule: messenger RNA, 3365 nt
Organism: Mastomys coucha (southern multimammate mouse)
Lineage: Eukaryota; Metazoa; Chordata; Mammalia; Rodentia; Muridae
Gene: Ngfr
Product: nerve growth factor receptor
Exons: 6
Coding region: 181-1455 (424 amino acids)
Biological process (GO): Rho protein signal transduction
Cellular component (GO): plasma membrane; cell surface
Molecular function (GO): nerve growth factor binding; coreceptor activity; death receptor activity
Source: RefSeq, a predicted model, not a curated record